Molecule: messenger RNA, 1030 nt
Organism: Morus notabilis
Lineage: Eukaryota; Viridiplantae; Streptophyta; Magnoliopsida; Rosales; Moraceae
Product: tropinone reductase-like 2
Exons: 2
Coding region: 102-923 (273 amino acids)
Molecular function (GO): oxidoreductase activity
Source: RefSeq, a predicted model, not a curated record
UUUUAUGCACGGAAAAUGAUCUUAUGCUCUAACAAUUAACAAAAUUGUUUCGUCUUCUUUCUCUUGUCUGCUAUAAAGUUUUCUAGCAAUUCAAGAUAAACAUGAGUCGUUUCUCUUCUUCAUCAACACCCUACAAAAGGCUAGAAGGGAAGGUGGCAAUUAUCACCGGCGGUGCGAGCGGGAUCGGAGCAAGCACGGCGCGUCUAUUCCACGCAAACGGAGCGAAAGUCAUCAUCGCCGAUAUCCAAGACGAAUUAGGCCGGUCCACGGCGGAGAAGCUCGGCGAAAACGCCUAUUUUGUCCACUGCGACGUGUCGAAGGAGGACGACGUGCGCGACCUCGUCGACGCCGCCGUCGCGAGGCACGGGAAGCUCGACAUAAUGUACAACAACGCCGGGGUUCUAGACAAGCCCUUGGCGGGGAUUCUGGAAUCAACCAAGUCGGACUUGGACAAAGUGGUGAGCGUAAACGUAGUAGGCGCAUUCCUCGGCGCCAAACACGCGGCGAGGGUCAUGAUCCCUCGCCGCAAGGGGUGCAUCCUCUUCACGGCCAGCGCUUGCACGUCCAUCGCGGGGCUCUCCAGCCACCCGUACACGGCGUCAAAGUACGCGAUUUGGGGGCUGGCGAGGAACUUGGCGGCGGAGGUGGGGGAGUUCGGGGUGCGGGUGAACUGCGUGUCACCUUACGCCGUCUUGUCGACGGGCAUGACGCCGAUCAGCGGGGGAGCGGCGGAGGUGGCACAAAUGGAGGAGAUGGUGAGCGAAAUUGGGAACCUUAAAGGGCAUAUCCUAAAGGCUGAAGAUGUGGCAAUGGCUGCCCUUUUUUUGGCUAGUGAUGAGGCACACUAUGUGAGUGGGCUUAACCUUUUGGUGGAUGGUGGGUUUAGUGUUGUUAAUCCUUCCCUUCCAAGGCCGAGCUUAUAAUCAUAAUUAAUUACUAAGUUAAGUUUGUCUAAUGGUAAAAUAUCGCUCUGUUUGAUCCUAAUAAAAUGUAUUUUCUAUAUGUAAAAGAAUAUCUUAUGAUAUGUAAG